AGCGAAGGUCGGCGGAGAAGUAGGGAGAAGCGGGGAGAAGUAGGGAGAAGCGGGGAGAAGCAACGAAGACGCUGCCGGGGAGAAGUGGGGAGAAGCGUGGAGAACCAGGGAGAAGCGGCGCUGCCAAAUGGCAGGCCUUGAUGGGGGCGCAAGCGCAAGCGGAUUGGGAUGUGGAAGCGGGGGGGGGGCGGAGGUCGGCGGAGGUAGGCGAAGACGGACGGAGGUAGGCGGAGACGGGAUUGGGAAGCGGGUUGGGAAGGGGAAGCGGAUCUGGAUGGGGAAGCGGAUCGGGAUUGGGAAGCAGAAUGCGGAGACGGGAUUGGGAAGCGGAUUGGGACUUGGAAGCGGAUCUAGACUGGGAAGCGGAUCGGGAUUGGGAAGCCGCAUCGGGAUUGAGAAGCGGAUUGGGAAGCCGGAUCGGGAUUGGGAAGCGGAAGCGGAGGGGGGCGGAGGUCGGCGGAGACGGGCAGAGGGUCCGCCAGGCGAGAAGGCUUGGAAACAUCCGUCAUGGAGUAUUGAGGAGAUGAUGAAGCUCGCCCGGGCAAAGAGGGAUCAACAAGCUCAUUUCGAGGGCAUGCCACACAACUACGGACGAAUGCGCAAUAGGGAGUGGAAGCUGCAGGACUUUCAAAAGCGUUUGCUGGAGGUGGGGGUGGACAAGACGACUGACGACAUCGGCAAGAAGUGGGACAACCUCUUCCAGCAGUACAAGAAAGUGCAACACUAUCAGAACGCCUCUGGGGGGAAGAAAUUCUUCAACCUCACACCUGCAUUGAGAACGGAAGAAGGCUUCAACUUCAUAAUGGAGGACCACGUGUACGAUGAGAUAGACGCCAUGUCGAAGGGCAACAAGACUAUCUACCCGGACAACGUCGCCGACACAAGUGCCCGUGAAGGACUGCAGAUGCCACGUUCCCCAUCCGUUGCUGGAGAAUCCGCCGCCGGGGGUGAUGGGAAUGACGACGACGGAGGGUGGGCGCGGGAGUCUGGCUUCACUGUAGGCAGCACAGGACGGAACUGCAAGAGGAAGAACAUGCGCCAGCAGACAUUCGAGGUCAUUGCUGAAGUCAUGGACAAGCACGGCGCAUUGAUGGCUACACCGUGGAAGGGGCCAGCAAGCGACAGUGUUCCAUUCUGGAGCGACGGUGCGACAUUCUCGAGGGUGAGGUUGAUGCCCAGCGGCGGCACUACGAGGCGUCUGACGAGGCUAACAGGUUGAUGUGCACUGCAUUGCUGGAGAUCGCCAAAGCCAUCAGCGACAG
Messenger RNA from Chara braunii, 1262 nucleotides. The record is from the annotation of a GenBank genome assembly. NCBI's taxonomy places the organism in Eukaryota, Viridiplantae, Streptophyta, Charophyceae, Charales, Characeae.